ACACCACACCGCUCCGGCCCCGCCGGGCUCCGCUCACGGCCGGGACCCCCGGCGGUGCCGCCCCGCGGCGGGGGCGGGCGCGGCGCUGCCCGUCCGGUUCCGGGUCGGCGGAAGAUGGCGGCGCCCAUGGAGCUGUUCUGCUGGGCCGGGGGCUGGGGGCUGCCCUCGGUGGAUCCCGACUGCCUGGCCGUGCUGACCUACGCGCGGUUCACGGGGGCGCCGCUGAAGGUGCACCGGGUCACCAGCCCCUGGAGGAGCCCCUCCGGGCACCUGCCCGCGCUGAGGACACGGGACGAGGGCACCAUCUCCAAACCUCAGCAGAUCAUCACCCACCUCAGGAAACAGAAAUACAACGCUGACUACGACCUGUCGGCCACGCAGAGCGCGGACACGCUGGCCUUCGUGUCCCUGCUGGAGGAGAAGCUGCUGCCAGUGCUGAUCCACACGUUCUGGGUGGAUGCCAAGAACUACGUGGAGCACACGCGGAAAUGGUACGCGGAGACCAUCCCCUUCCCCCUCAACUUCUUCCUGCCCAACGCCAUGCACAAGCGGCACCUGGAGCGGCUGCAGCUCAUCUGGGGGGACGACUACAUGGAGGAUGAGGAGAAGGUGGAGAAAGAGCUCUACCGGGAAGCCCGGGAAUGCCUGACACUCCUCUCCCAGCGCCUCGGCUCCCAGAAGUUUUUCUUUGGAGACUCACCAGCCUCCCUGGACGCCUUAGUGUUCAGCCGCCUGGCGCCGCUCCUGAAGGCCAAGCUGCCCAACGGGAAACUGCAGCAGCACCUGAAGUCCCUGCAGAACCUGUGCAACUACUGCACCUCUAUCCUCAGCCUCUACUUCCCCUGGGACGGAGAUGACCCCCUGAGCACUGCCCCUCGGGCUGCAGGCACGGACAGCAGCGAGGCAGAGGAGGACCCCCACAAACGGCGCAAGCAGCUGCUGUCGGUGCUGGUGGGGCUGGUGGCCAUGCUGGGCUACGCCUUCCUCAGCGGCAUCGUCUCCAUCCAGCGCGGCGGCGUGGGGCCGGCCGGCCGGCAGCCCGUCGCCCUGGAGGAGGAGGAGGAGGAGGAGGAGGAGUGAGGAAGAGCUGUGUGGCUGUUUCCCUCACAGCCCCUGGAACUGACUGUUUUUACUCUGGAAGCCUGGCAGCGUUGCUGCUCUGCUCGGUGUCCCACCGGGAGCCUCAGUCCCUGCCACACCAAUAAACCUCCCUCUCUCCACUUGCA
This is a messenger RNA of Passer montanus (Eurasian tree sparrow), 1226 nucleotides long. RefSeq names its product metaxin 1 (gene MTX1). Gene Ontology annotation, cellular component: SAM complex. Gene Ontology annotation, biological process: mitochondrion organization. The coding region runs from base 115 to 1080 and encodes 321 amino acids. The transcript is spliced from 8 exons. Lineage: Eukaryota; Metazoa; Chordata; Aves; Passeriformes; Passeridae. The record is from RefSeq and is a predicted model, not a curated record.